Messenger RNA from Cotesia congregata, 2595 nucleotides. The record is from the annotation of a GenBank genome assembly. NCBI's taxonomy places the organism in Eukaryota, Metazoa, Arthropoda, Insecta, Hymenoptera, Braconidae.
AUGUCAUUUAUGGCUGAUGAAAAUUAUGUAUUUCGAUUGAUGAAAAACCAAAAUAAUAGAAGUAGGUUUGAGGAUAGUGAUAAUAACUACGAGCAGCGACCUCUGAUGAACGCGAAUGGCGAGCUGGUGACAAUGGAUGCCAAUGGAAAUGGAAAACGUGCGGCAAAUAAAAGCAUUGAUGCUUUCUACCGACAACAAAAACAAGAUUCUGAUGAUGAAGCCGAAUGCGCUGAUCUGGACUUUAUUUACGAUGACGCUGACACUCAUGUCAACGAAAUUGCUGAGUUGUACAGUUAUACUGAGCAGUAUGAACUCCAGCUUAAUCUUAAAGCAUUUGAUGACCAAAUGGAAAGUUACAAAUUGAGACCAUGGUGGCAAAAUCUGUCACAAGCUCAACAAAAAUCAGUUAUAUUAAAAUUACUCGAUCAAUUGGAGGUAUCAAAUAAGCAUAUGCGUAUGAAAGCUGCUAGAUGCAUACUUUAUUUAGCCCAAGGUUGCUGGGGUGAAGUACAAUCAGACAGAGAGCAGCAGGAGUGGACACGUACAAACGUAAUGCUGCUGUAUGAAGCCGGAGUAUUUUCAGCAUUUGUUGAACUAUUGAAUAUUGAAAUAGAAAAUAAUACAGCUGCUAGUUCUGCGAUGAGAAAGUUGGCUGUAAGUCUCGCAGACUCUGUCGAUUUACGGGUCAUACUGUCCGUUUUAUACAUUAUUACUGAAGUUAUGAGAGAAGAGUCCAAGAAUAUUAAUACCAGUAUUUAUAAAAACAAUAUUCUUAAUUUUAAAGAAGAGCUUGUUCAUCCUUACGGCAAUGAUUUUUUGAUAGUUAAAUUAUUGGGUAUGGUAACGUGUUUUUGUAGCGGCUCUGCGCCUCACUUUCCUAUGAAGAAGGUCCUGCUGUUGCUCUGGAAGCUGAUUCUGGUCUCGCUGGGAGGGAUCGACGAGUUAAGAAGACUCAAACGCGAGUAUCGCGAAGAAGCUGGACUCGAUACAAAUCAAGAAGAUACUAUCGAAGUCGCGAAGACAAUGCGAGCUAGUUCUCCACCCGCCAGCGCCACUGAUCUCAUCGGAGAGCAGACUUUUGGUGCCAGCAGACGAAAAUCACGCAGAAGAUUGAUGAAGCAGAGCUCGUAUGAAGAAGUGGUAGUCUUCGGAGCCGAAGAUUCCGUCGAAGGCGGUGGAUCUGGAGACAACGAAGGUGACGGAGAAAUGAUGGGGUACAUGGACCAACCACCAAUGGAUUCUUAUCAGUCAAACAAUCAUUGCGAUGAUUUAAACAACCAGCAGUUACCUAGACCAAGCACUCCGCAGCCGGCUAGAAAUAAAGGACUACCCUGGACUCCGAAAGUCCGUCAGAAAGAUGUCUCAGCGUUUUUAGACACUUCGAGACUUAAAUUUGUGGGGUAUAAAUUGGAAGGCGACAAUGACAGUUUAAUCGGCUUGCCCCAACCUAUUCAUGAAGGUGUCCAAACUUUGAAGCGUCACAUGUAUACGUCGCUAGCAGAGGUUCAGAUUACAAAGGAGGAAGAAAUAGCGAGAAAUCCGCUGACGACUCCUGAGCCUCCAUUGAGACAAACGCCUACGGAAAUUUUGUAUCAAGCUAUUCUUUCUAAUCUUCCUCAGUACAUGAUUGCAUUGCUGAAGAUUUUACUUGCUGCUGCUCCUACGAGCAAGGCCAAGACUGACAGUAUAAAUAUUAUGGCGGAUGUACUGCCUGAAGAAAUGCCAAUGACUGUUUUGCAGUCGAUGAAACUAGGUAUUGAUGUUAAUCGUCAUAAGGAAAUAAUCGUAAAAGCUGUAUCAGCUAUUUUACUUCUAUUGUUAAAGCACUUUAAAAUAAAUCAUAUUUAUCAAUUUGAGUUCAUGUCACAACACUUGGUAUUUGCUAAUUGCAUACCUUUAGUUCUUAAAUUUCUUAAUCAAAAUAUUUUGGCUUACAUUGAGGCUAAAAAUGUAAUUCCUAUUCUUGAUUUUCCGAUUUGUGUGAUUGGUGAUCAACCAGAGUUGACUACUGAAAGCUUGGAAAUCGGUGAUAGUCAAUCGUAUUCAUGGAGGAAUGUUUUUUCGUGUAUUAAUCUAUUGCGUAUAUUAAACAAAUUGACUAAGUGGAAACACAGUAGAAUAAUGAUGUUAGUCGUAUUUAAAUCAGCACCAAUUUUAAAGAGAACAUUAAAAGUAAGACACGCAAUGAUGCAAUUGUAUGUUUUGAAACUUUUAAAAAUGCAAACUAAAUAUCUCGGACGACAGUGGCGUAAGACAAAUAUGAAAACAAUAAGCGUUAUUUAUUCUAAAGUAAGACACCGCCUUAAUGAUGAUUGGGCGUAUGGAAAUGAUCUUGAAGCAAGACCGUGGGACUUUCAAGCGGAAGAAUGCGCCCUUAGAGCGUGUGUUGAUCAAUUUAAUAACCGACGAUACAUUCAUGUAAAUAAAGAUGAACAAAUGGAGCCUCUUGACACGUGUGUUACUUCCGUAUUAGGAGCAAACGUCGAACUGACGGAUGAAUUUAAACAGCAUUAUGAGUUAUGGCUGCAACAAGAAGUCUUUCAAACUAGUAUAGACUGGGAUAAAUUAUUGGAAUUAACUCGCAGUGAAAUUUAA